GAGGGCGCUGUUCCAGAAAAUCUCACACAAAAUGGUGAAUAGUUUACUGCGGCUCCAGGCAACGUGAGAAUUGAAAAUGACGUUGGUCGAAAAUUGAUCUUUAUUUCAAUUAAGAUUUGAUAAAUUACUUUGUAUGCGGAAACUGGCUUAUAUGGAACUUAACAGUUGUGUUCUGGUGUCCUGAUAUGCAAGAAAGAAUGGAGUUUUGAGUGCAGGCGAAGCUGUCCAACACCAAUUUGAGUCAACAGCGAAGUCAUGUCUCUCUUCAAGGCACGGGACUGGUGGUCUCACACCAUAGGGUCAGAUGAUGGCUUUGAUCAGGGCAGCUUGUGUGUGGCCAACAUCGACAACAAUUCCAACCACCACGAUAAAGUGAUUGUUGGCGGCUUUAAUGGCGUGCUGCGUAUUUACCAGCCGCGAGGUUCCCAAGGCGAGGCCAACAAGGCGGAAGCUGUACUGUUAGAGAUGCAGUUACCACAGCCAAUACUGCAGGCGGAGGCCGGGCGAUUUGUCUCUGUCUCUGAGAAACUUCACCUUGCAGUUCUACACCCGCGAAAACUGACCGUUUACAGUGUUUCAGGAACGGCGGGUGCAGUGGAGCACGGCAGUCAGUAUCAGAUGAAGAUGGUGUAUGAGCACAACCUGCAGAGGACAGCAUUCAACCUGGUAGUCGGUCCCUUCGGCAGCGUGAAAGGUAAAGAUUUCCUGUGUGUGCAAUCCAUGGACGGCACAGUCUCCUUCUUUGAGCAAGAGAGCUUCUCCUUCAGUCGUUUCUUGCCAGGUUUCCUCCUGCCGGGGCCCCUCAGGUACAUCCCCCGCACCGACUCCUUCGUCACCGUCUCCUCCAGCUGGCAGGUGGAGAGUUACAAGUACCAGGUUCUCGCCGUGGCAACGGACGUGAAAACAAAAGAGGAGUCACAGAAGAUUACCUCGGGGAAGCGAAUAACGAUGGACUGGUCUUACAGUCUUGGGGAAGCUGCUCUGGACAUAGUUGUGACUGUCUCAGCUCAAGGGGCAACAUCUAUCGUGAUACUCGGCGAAAGGUCGAUUGUCUGCCUGAAGGACACUGGAGCACUCAAAUUCAUGAAGAAGCUGGAAUACAACCCCAGUUGCUUUUUCCCACAUGGAACAUCCUCUGAGAGCAGCAUCACUUAUAUGGUAGCCACACACACACGCCAGCUCAUGAUCUACCAAGACACAACUCUUAAAUGGGCGGCCAAGUUGGAAUACGUGCCGGUGUCGAUUCGGGUUGGGCAAUUCCAAGAUCUCAAGGGAGUAAUAACGAGCAUUGAUGAUCAAGGCCAUCUCGUCUGCUCCUACCUUGGCACCGACCCCUCACUGUUUGUUACGCCGUCCACAGACUCUAGGGAAAUCAACUACGAGGAACAAGACUUGGAGAUGAAGAAACUACAGAGGGCCAUCAAAGAAUCUGCCUCCAAACAAGAUUUUGCACCCAAAAAGACGGUUGACGAAGACUUUCAGAUUGAAGUCACCGUGCCGCCCAAUCUAGACAGCACAUCGGUGUACAAGUAUUUUACAGAGGGAGCGAGGAGUGCCACGGAAACUGAAGUUGAGGAUGAUGACCCGAUCCCGUCAAUCACUGUCAAGUUGGUUCUGAAGACCAGCGUCAGCUUACCCAACGUGCGUCUGUUGAUCCACUGUCCAUACCCGAUAUCUGUCAACCAGAGUACAUUCACAUUCCCAUUCAUCGGAGAUUCCUCUGCUCCGACAAGCGUGCUCGUGUCUUUCUUCCUCCGAGGAAACUCCCUCCCAGCCAGUUUGACAGCAUCUGCAAUGGCGACAUACACUACAUCAAAAGGAGCACCCCGGGUCGUCAGGAGUAAGAUUGAACUCCCCUUGAAGCUAGUCGUGAAGCCCUGCCCUCCAGUCAAAACUGCAACGUACAAAAUCACCAUCGAUAGCAACAAGAACGCUGCCAAUUUGAAUGACGUCUUUCCAGAUCUGCUUGGUCCCAGUGCAGGAGGGCCAGGCCAAGCCCUUGGAUUUCAGAUCAUCGGCGGACCUAAGGUCACCAUUCUAGCUUCAAAGUCAUCCCAGCGCUAUCGUCUCCAGUCUGACGUCUUUGAAUCCAUGUGGUUGGUGAUUAGGUCAUUCCUAGACAGGAUCCAGUCCUUCCAGCGUCGCGGCGGGGCCAAGGACUUUCAGCUGUCGUACGGCGGGAUAGUUCCUCUGACGGAGUACUUUGAACUCAUCGAUACCCACUUAGAGCUGAGGAUAAACGCCGAGCGAUACAAAGAGCUGCUGGACCAGCGAGCUCGUCAGUUCCGGGCCAUCCAGCGUCGCUUACUGACCAGGUUUAAGGACAAGACCCCGUCACCUCUGGCAAACCUAGACACUCUGCUGGACGGCACCUACAGACAGAUCCUGAAGUUAGCGGACGGCGUGGAGGAGAACCACAAGGCCUUGGUGCGUUGCUCACUGGGCCUGAGCUGUGCCACCCACAUGAUAGUCACCAUCAUCAAAUUAGCCAAUAACAUGACCGAUAAAGAGUCGGAGAUUCUCCAUUCAAGUCUUAUGCCACACGUGCCUUGUGAUGGCGAACAGGGUUGGGAGGAGGCAGUGGAUGCCAGCAUCAGCAACCUCCUGCGGACCUGCCUGGCUAAGAAGGCCCUGGACCAAGCCGUUAACCCGACCCCCUUGAUUAUGCCGUCUGAUUCAACCAGACUCAAGAAGCACAUCUCACAGCUGUGUGAGCGGCUCAGUAAGGGAGCCAGACUCUACAUGGACGGACAGGCACCAGAAAAAAGGAGUGGGAAGAGUGAAGGAGUUGUUCGUCCAUCAUCAUCAACCUCAAGAGAUUUCAGUGUUGAAUCAACUACACCAGACAAGUCCAAAAGACUGGAUUUCCGCAAGAGCAGCCAGCUCUCAGGCCUGGGUGACGCGGAACCCAACCCCAGCCCCGCCCCUCUCAGUAACUCCCAGCCACCCGUCAGCUUUCCUCCCGGGAUAGAAGACCUCCCCAGCCCGGGGGCCGAGACAAAUGGCACCCUGAGCAAGGAGGAGGUGCCAUCAUCGCCAGCCGGUGGGACGAUGCUGGGUGAUCUGCCCUCUCUGGGUGGUCCAGGGGUGAGGGGGACAUCGUUACCUCCACUGGGUGCACCUGACGGACUAGAAUCCCCAGCAGCGUUGCCGCAGCUGAAACCAAUCAAGAAAAAGAAGAAAAAGAAGACCAAGAGCCCAAGGAACCCGGAACCGGAACUGGAACCAGACGAUAACUUCUUUGGAGGAACCGGUUCCCCGGAGCCCUUGUCAGUGAUGUGAGCAUAUCAGUAGUACAACUGGUUCCUUUGACGUAUCACAGAAACUUCAGGUUCAGAAUAAAAUUUGUACACAUCUUUGCACAGUUCAUGUACUUUGAUCUUAAAUCUUGAUGUAUUUUGAUCUAAAAUGCACAGUUAAGUGAGUAGCAUAGUUUUUUG
Molecule: messenger RNA, 3440 nt
Organism: Patiria miniata (bat star)
Lineage: Eukaryota; Metazoa; Echinodermata; Asteroidea; Valvatida; Asterinidae
Gene: bbs9
Product: protein PTHB1-like
Exons: 24
Coding region: 256-3282 (1008 amino acids)
Biological process (GO): cilium assembly
Cellular component (GO): membrane; BBSome
Source: RefSeq, a predicted model, not a curated record